UCGACGGAAGAUGGCCGUCGCGUGCCGAUUGUUGCUCUGAUUGUUUAUUACGAUUUUUAAAGUUUUUAUCUAAUAAACACGGAUUAUUAUCAGUGAACUUCGUGAUCAAGUUGUUUAAUAACACAAUACGCGUGUGUUUUGUGAGUUUUCAAAGUGUUUUAAAUAGUUUUUCUCUCAAAAAGUGCGACAACUUAAGUGCAAGUGAAGCGACCAGUUUUCUAAAAGUGAUUUUAUAGAGGAAUGUUGUGAUAAAAUUGAGUGUGUAGUGAGUUGAAGGGCAAAGUUUCGACCGGGAUUAGCUGCAUUUAUUCUAAAAGAUGGCGCGUUCUACAUAAGAUGUAGCUCUGUCCUACUCUUAUACACCAUGGUCAAGAUGAGUAGGAAGGAGAUGGGGAAACAGGACUCCGGCUGGCGGAGAGUGUGUGCGGUGUUGUGUGUGCUGGUGUUGUGUUGUGAGUGUGUGUGUGGGAAGCAGAUGAGCGAGACGCUGCAGAGGGCGCUGUCGGCUGUCAGAGGUCCCAGUCCUGGUGCCAAGAAGCUGCUCAACAUACCUGAGGAUGGAGCGGACCCCUUACCCGGCAAGCAUGUACCACUUGAGAGCUACGAGAGCGAGUUGGAACGAGAGCACGCGCUGCCGACGUCCGUCCCCAACGCAGACAUACUCAAGACUAACAGCAAUCCCACCUAUCACAAGCCCAGGCCCCCCGCACACCACGGCGCGGCGCUGCUGGCCGGCGUGGGCGCGGUGCCGUCGUACGCGCCGCCCGGCCGCGCGUUCUUCACGCCGCCGCUGCCACCCGAGUACCGCAACCCCUUCGCUGAUAAGCCGACACUCAGAGGCACUAACACAGAUGGGAACAGCUACCUCAACCGGCGGCCCAUCCCCCCUCCUUCCCUCGGACCUGGACACGAGAGGAUCCCCAUCAGACCUCCUGGACAGGAAACCUCCUCUCCGCAAGUGCCUGCGCCCCCGCCCGCGCCGCCCCUGCCGCCCGUGGGACUCGAGCCGCAGAAGAAAAAGGCACUCAACACCCCUAGCUAUAAGCCUGACGAAUUAGACGACAAGCACGGCACAGAUCAAGCCAACUUCACGGACUUCGUGCCCAACUCCCUCAACAUACCUACAAUCUCAAGGAUACUCUCCGGCUCCAACGGAAGGAAAGAGGACAUACCGGAUGUCCUCCUCAGAACAGUCACCGCAAAGCCACAGCACAAUCAAGAGAAAACCUCAAAAAGUGAUAUUUACGUUACUAAAGACGCUGGUGUUACUCUCAGUGAUUCAAAUGCAAAUAGGGACACUUCAACUGAAGGUGCUUUAGCAGUUCUGGACCCUGAAAUGAACAAUUUAGAUAGGCCCCUUAUUAUAGAUCAAAAUGGAGAAACGAACACAAGAAGGAACUUACAAUACGCGACGAAUAAACAACCAGAUAGAAAUGAUAGCAGAAGAGAUGAAUACAUGCCGGCAACAACGGUAGGCUUCGAGCUGAGCGAUCCAGAAAUGUCAACCGAAAGAUAUCAUAAUCUGGCAAACGUUAAUUCUGAUAAGAAAAUCCUUAUAAUCAAAGACGAUAACAAAAGUAGCGGACCGGUUCAAAGACCAGGAGUGACCUGGCCGUUUGCUUGGAAUGUCCACAUUUAUUCAGCUACCGGCAUGUUUACUCUUCUAGCUGUUUUCUCCAUCUUCAAGAUCAUUCGCUACAAUAAGUUCACUCAUCUCUUCACACAGUACUACUUCAUUAUUCUCCAUCUAAUCCUAGUGUUCGUCUGCCUCAUGAGAAUUUUCUACAUGUGCUACGAUCCGUACAAUAUCAAUAAUUCACUGCCAGUAUUCAUCAGCGAGAUUCUUCUCCACGUUCCGGAGAUAUUCCUCAGCAUAGCUUUCGCUUGCACGAUCCUGUUUCUCCUCACGAAUAGCAUUAAUUUUAAGACCACCUGUUGUGCGUUUCUAUUUCGUUCUAGAACGAUCAUAAUAGGUGGUAGCUUGCACCUCUUGUCCUGUGUAAUGUUGCAUAUCCUCGAAAAUAGUAAUACAAUUAUUAGGACUUCUCAGGGAGUCGAAAAAAGGGUACUAGGUCUAACUUGUCAAAUUAUAUUUAUAUUGGCGUGCCUGACCCUCGGGCUUUGCUACCUCUACGUGUACAAAAUGCUCAAAUCGGUGUUACAGAAGAAGAGUCACACAUACAUUCACGGGUUCCAAAACUUGUAUCAAGCUAUCCAUAUAAAUCUAGCCACGGCGUUGCUAUUCGUUCUAAUGGCCACACUACAAAUUUACGGAAUCUUUGGUAUCAAUCAGGUCAAUAUGACCAAAUUCGACUGGCUGCAAUGGGGCUAUCAGUUCUCGCUACGAUUAAUCGAGAUCAGCGUGGUAGCUCUUAUUUCGUGGGUGAUUAGUCUGAAAGUUGGUAUCGUGGCUUCUUUACAACACGAAAAAGCUGACGGGCAAAAAAUAUCUGGAUUAGGCCUGUUCCCUUGCGCGGCUGGAUCUAGUAAUGAACAAUUCGAAUCGGACUAUCCAGCUAUUUGUAAUACAAACACCAAUCUCCACACGUACACCCUAAGAACGGGGAAGCCUAUUUACGAAACCGCUGGGCAUCAUCCCAAUAUACCGGAGCAAUGUUGCGUCGGGCCAGUCGAUCAUCAGAGAUUCCAGUUAAACACGUUGGCUGGCAACUGUGACACCAAUUCGGGAACUGAAAACUAUUCUGGGCACAGCUCGAUCGCAAAUGCUGGCCACAGCAGUUCCACGGAAUCCAGUAACGCCACUUCGAGCCAAGGUGUGACCAACCAUUUGAUCAAACAUCAUCCCAACCACGCGUACAAUGGUAUCGAAUCUGCUUCGGAUGACCACUAUUCAAACUGCGAUCCCGCCAUGCAAUCCUUGCAAGGUGACGAUCCGCUAGACCAUGAAUACAACGUCAUCCAAUACGGCAGCAAUAGCGACUUCAUUCGGGACAUCAAAAACCAGAACUACAACGCUGGUUCCAAUCGAAGUUCGCACAACUUCAAACACAUGUCGUACGACAGAGUGUCGUCAAGAACGAACAGCAACCCUCGGAAAAAGCACCGAGCGAAGAACAAGAACGUCCAAAACUGCAUGACAAUGGGUUAUGAUCCCUCGAUGAGUCACCACUACCAUCAGCCCCAUAUACCAGACGAGUACGGCAACUACAACGCCGAGAACUCGUCCUACCACGCGACUGGUAUACAGACUCUGAAUCCCAACAGAAGUUACGAGGGUCCCUGUCAGCAAGUAAGGACCUCGCAGCGACGUAACUCCCCUUCCACGUCGAUGGUGAAUUCGAGUGGAAGUCAGAAACGUGGUAAGGGAAACGGGUUCCCCGAUAGACCAAAGUCGACAGACUUGUACGGUUUUACCGAGGACCCUAACGAGAGGAACUAUCCAUGCGCUUUGUCGACUCCCCAGCCAGCGCCAAGGAACUGUAGUUACGAGGCGUCCUAUUCCCAGCCUCAGGAUGAAAUCAACCCCGAAACGGGGGGUAGUAUGCUAGUUGCGCAGGACGGUUUCGUGAGGUUUAGACCCUUGGAAGACGGGCCCUCGCAAACCUGAUUCACCAUUAAUCUGUCGUCCGCGGCAGAAGAUCUAAGCUUUUAACCAACGGCAGAAUGCCGUCGUGUGACCAUGCUUUAUCAGGGCCCGCGCAAACUAAUCGAAUUUGGACGUACGUUUCGUCAUGUUUGAAUAAAGAACCAUGUUUCCCGUACCGACAGAUCGGUGCGGGUAAAUAGGAAAAGAAAGAAAAAAGAAAAGUGUUUAUUUGGUGCCACAGAAAGUACAGAUAAAAUAUUAAUAUAAAAUAAAUAUUCGCUCGAUAUAAGAUGCGUGGUGUGUGGUACCAAAAUGGACUCCCCAGUCCCCACUCUACCAAAAAUAGCCCCAUCUUAUGAGCUUAUGAGCUCUCCAUAAAGAGACAGGUAAUACGUAUAACAUAACAUAAGGCUAUUUUACCCCUACCCGACCUGUUGGUACUGGAAACCAUAGUAUAACCGUUAUAAACUUGUAUCCAGCCAGUAACGGUUAUUAAGGUGCAUGACACGGGUCUGCCCGAGAAAUUCAAAUUUAAUCUGGUUUUUCGCAAUUUGUAAACUAAUACAGCAAAGUAGGC
This is a messenger RNA of Maniola jurtina (meadow brown), 4124 nucleotides long. RefSeq lists its product as uncharacterized. Bases 365 to 3568 code for a protein of 1067 amino acids. The record is from RefSeq and is a predicted model, not a curated record. NCBI's taxonomy places the organism in Eukaryota, Metazoa, Arthropoda, Insecta, Lepidoptera, Nymphalidae. The transcript has 7 exons.